Molecule: messenger RNA, 4350 nt
Organism: Sardina pilchardus (European sardine)
Lineage: Eukaryota; Metazoa; Chordata; Actinopteri; Clupeiformes; Clupeidae
Product: mucin-5B-like
Exons: 32
Coding region: 1-4350 (1449 amino acids)
Cellular component (GO): extracellular matrix
Molecular function (GO): protein binding
Source: RefSeq, a predicted model, not a curated record
AUGUGUUCUUAUGUAUUCCCAGCACACAGCGAACAGGUCUGUAGUACAUGGGGUAACUACCAUUUCAAGACGUUUGAUGGACACAUCUUCCAGCUCCCGUCCAGCUGCAACUACGUCCUGGCCUCUCAGUGCAAGAGCAGCUAUGAGGAUUUCAACAUCCAGAUGAGGAGGGAGGUGGAGAACGGCCUCCCAACCAUCAGCAAGGUCACCAUGGUGCUGGAGGGUACCGUGGUGGAGCUGAUGAAGGGCUCUGUCUCCGUAAAUGGAAAACCUGUGAUACUGCCAUUCAGUGAAUCAGGGGUUCUCAUUGAGAAGAGCUCAUCCUACAUCAACAUCAAGGCAAAGCUGGGGCUCUUGGCCAAGUGGAAUGAGGAUGAUGCCUUCACGGUGGAACUGGACAAGAAAUUUGCAAACCAAACGUGUGGACUGUGUGGAGACUUCGAUGGUGUCCAGACAAAUGAGUUUGUCACAAAUGAGGGUGUGCACAUUUCUGAUCUUGACUAUGGAAGCCUCUGGAAGCUGGAUGGUCCAACUGAAACCUGUCCAGAGCCAGUUACACCUGAACCAACGUGCAAAGAUAUGACAUCUGUAUGUGAGCAUCUACUCUCCAGCCCUGCCUUUGAAAGCUGUAAAGCUGUAGUGAACGUCGACUCAUUCAUCAAGGUCUGUGCGAGGGACCUCUGCCUGUGUGCUAACAGCUCUGACUCCUUCUGCCUGUGCGGCACCAUAUCUGAGUACUCACGUCAGUGCAUCCAUGCCGGAGGGAAACCCGGUGAAUGGAGGACAGAGCAGUUCUGCUCAAAAUCAUGCCCCUCCAACAUGGUGCACCAGGAGUGUGGAAGCCCGUGUGUGGAUACUUGCUCAAACCCUGACCGAGGACAGUUGUGUGAGGAGCACUGCAUGGAUGGAUGCUUCUGCCCACCAGGCACUGUGUUUGAUGAUGUCACUGGCAUGGGUUGUGUCAGUUCAACAAAGUGUUCCUGCAGCAACAACGGAAACAUAUACCAACCUGGAGAAUCAUAUUCCAGCAACUGUAAACACUGUACCUGUGGAGGUGGCCAGUGGAGCUGCAUAGAGAAGGACUGCCCAGCAACAUGCUCUGUGGAGGGAGGCUCCCACUUCUUCACCUAUGAUGGGAAAGCCUACACUUUCCAUGGGGACUGUACCUAUGUCCUCACCAAGCAAUGUAAUGGGACCGACUUCACAGUGAUUGGGGAUCUUGUCAGGUGUGGUUUGACCGACACAGAGACCUGUCUGAAGGCCGUGACGCUGGCCGUUUCUGGAGAUACUGUGAUUAAUAUCCAGCCCAGUGGAAAAGUUUUUGUUAACAGGAUGUACUCACAGUUGCCCCUGUCUACAGCUGGAGUGACAAUUUUUGAAGCAUCCACAUUUUUCAUAAUUGUUCAGACCUCAUUUGGCAUUCAGUUGGAAAUUCAGCUGUCACCAAUCAUGCAGGUGUACAUCACAGCAAGUUCUGAACUCAAGCAAAAGACAUGUGGUAUGUGUGGAAACUUUAACAGCAUUCAGGCAGAUGAUUUCUUGGCGAUGAAUGGAAUUAUUGAGGGAACAGCAUCAGGCUUUGCCAACACCUGGAAAACAAGAGCCAGCUGUCCUGACGUGAAGAGCAGUUUGGAGAACCCCUGCAGCUUGAGCAUCGACAAUGAGAAGUAUGCCCAGCAGUGGUGCUCCCUGCUCACGGACCCUGAUGGUGUGUUUUCCCCGUGCCACAGUGAGAUCAACCCAGACAUCUACAAAGAGAACUGCAUGUACGACACCUGCAACUGUGAGAAGAGUGAGGACUGCAUGUGCGCUGCCCUCUCCUCCUAUGCACAUGCAUGUGCAGCUAAAGGCAUCCAGCUGAACGGGUGGAGAGACACGACCUGCAAGAAAUAUGCCAACAACUGCCCGAGCAACAUGGUGUAUGUCUACAGCAUACAAAACAGUGACCGCUCAUGCCGUUGCUACAGUGAUCCUGACUUCACCUGCUCAGUUACUUUUGCUCCUGUGGAUGGAUGCAUCUGUGAUGAGGGAACAUAUCUGGAUGAAGGGGGGAAAUGUGUUGCACCAGCCAGCUGCUCCUGCUACUACAAGGGCCAGGUGAUUCCUCCAGGGGAGGUUAUCAGCAAGGACGGGGCCACAUGCACAUGCAAAGCUGGCAAACUCAGUUGCAUGGGAGAACCUACAGAUCUUACUACAUGCCCAGCACCCAUGGUGUAUUUCAACUGCUCCAAUGCUGGUGCGGGAGCCAAAGGUGCUGAGUGUCAGAGGAGUUGCAAAACCCUGCACAUGCCCUGUAUCAGCGCUGAGUGUGUCUCAGGUUGCAUGUGUCCCUCUGGCCUGGUCUCUGAUGGAGAAGGUGGCUGUGUAAAGGAGGACCAGUGUUCCUGUUACCACAAUGGAGCUCAGUACAAACCUGGGGACAGCAUCAAGGUCGACUGCAAUAAUUGCACUUGCAAUGACACAAACUGGGACUGCACAUCGAAGUUGUGCCAUGGCACCUGUGCCAUCUAUGGAGAUGGACAUUACAUCACUUUUGAUGGGAAUAGAUUCAACUUUGAUGGGAGCUGUGAAUACAUCCUAACUGAGAAUUAUUGUGGACAAGGAAGUACUAAUGGAACCUUCAGAGUCAUCACUGAGAACAUUCCAUGUGGAACCACAGGAGCAACAUGUUCCAAAGCCAUCAAAUUGUUUUUGGGGAGCAAUGAGUUGAUACUGACAGAUGGAAGUUACCAAGUCGUUGAGAGAAAUUCAGGAGCAGAGGUGCCCUACCAGAUCCGCACCAUGGGGAUCUACCUUGUGAUUGAAGCUAACAAUGGUCUGAUUCUCAUGUGGGACAGAAGAACAAGUCUGUUCCUCAAGCUGAGUCCAGAGUUUAAGGGUCAAGUUUGUGGUCUUUGUGGAAACUAUGAUGGCAACGCUAACAAUGACUUUGGCACAAGAAACCAAGGACAGGUCAUUAAUCCUCUGGAGUUUGGAAAUAGCUGGAAAGAUUCUCCAAGCUGCCCUGAUGCAAAACAGACCCCAAGUCCUUGCGCAUCCAACCCUUACAGAAAAUCUUGGGCUCAGAAAAAGUGUAGCAUUAUCAUAAGUGAAGCAUUUACAGCUUGCCAUUUUCAGGUGGAUCCUUCUCCAUUCUACGAUGCUUGCGUGAGUGACUCAUGUGCCUGUGAUAGUGGUGGAGACUGUGAGUGUUUCUGCACUGCAGUGGCAGCUUAUGCAGCCGCCUGUAAUGAAGCUGGAGCCUGUGUAGCCUGGAGAACCCCAAACAUCUGCCCUCUGUUCUGUGAUUACUACAACCCACCUGGUGAGUGUGAGUGGCACUACAAACCCUGUGGAGCUCCAUGCAUGAAGACCUGCAGGAAUCCCACGGGACAGUGCUCUCAGCAGAUACCAGCGCUAGAGGGUUGCUACCCUCAAUGUCCUGCUGAUGAGCCCUUUUUUGAUGAAGACACCAUGACGUGUGUGCAGAGGGAGAAAUGUGGUUGUUUUGAUAGUGAUGGCAGACACUACAGCAAUGGAGAGAAAGUCCCUACCACAACAAACUGUCAAACAUGCCAAUGCAAUUCCACAACCAUCACCUGCGAAUAUGAUGCCAAAGCUUGCACCUGUCUAUACCAUACUGAGGUUUACCAAAUUGGUGAACAUAUAUAUAACACGGCUGAUGGAAUAGGUGGCUGCUUCAUAGCUGUUUGUGGAGAGAAUGGGACUAUCAUUCGGUCAAUUCCUCCUUGUGACACAACCCCAACAACAACAGUGUGUACCACCACUACUACAGAGACACCCCCUCCAAUCCCAUGUAAACAUGGAGCCAUGUUCAACAACAGUAAUUUCAACACCUUCCACAACACACCCAACAACAACAACCACCACUACAACAACGACCACAACUACAACACCUACAAGUACAUCAACUCCUUUUUCCAGCCCAACGCCUACCUUACGCUGCGGUGGACCAUGCACAACCACUACCACUAUAACACCUCCAAGUACAUCAACUCCCUCUACACCUGCACCUCCAACAUCAACAACAACCUCCACAACCACUACAACAACGACCACAACUACAACACCUACAACACCCCAUACCUUACGCUGCGGUGGACCAUGCACAACCACUACCACUAUAACACCUCCAAGUACAUCAACUCCCUCUACACCUGCACCUCCAACAUCAACAACAACCUCCACAACCACUACAACAACGACCACAACUACAACACCUACAACACCCCAUACCUUACGCUGCGGUGGACCAUGCCCAACCACUACCACACCUACAAGUACAUCAACUCCCUCUACACCUACAACUCCAACAUCAACAACAACCUCCCCAACAACUACAUCUACUGA